Molecule: messenger RNA, 2503 nt
Organism: Anguilla anguilla (European eel)
Lineage: Eukaryota; Metazoa; Chordata; Actinopteri; Anguilliformes; Anguillidae
Product: paired box protein Pax-2a-like
Exons: 11
Coding region: 95-1273 (392 amino acids)
Biological process (GO): anatomical structure development; regulation of transcription by RNA polymerase II
Molecular function (GO): DNA-binding transcription factor activity, RNA polymerase II-specific; RNA polymerase II cis-regulatory region sequence-specific DNA binding
Source: RefSeq, a predicted model, not a curated record
GAAAGGCAAAACACCCAGCCAGUGAGGGAGUGCGGGAAGCCGGACAGAUCUAUUGGGCUGCAUCGAAGCAACGGCCCAUUACGCAAGGAAAGAUAUGGCUCAGAGCGUUGGUCGAUCAGGUGCAGACUCGUUUUCGGCUGUGCACCGGCAUGGGGGUGUAAACCAGCUAGGUGGGGUGUUUGUGAAUGGCAGGCCCCUACCUGAUGUAGUGAGGCAAAGGAUUGUAGAGCUCGCACACCAGGGAGUUAGACCCUGUGACAUCUCGAGACAACUAAGGGUCAGUCACGGCUGCGUCAGCAAAAUACUUGGGAGAUACUACGAGACCGGGAGUAUUAAGCCAGGAGUUAUUGGGGGAUCCAAACCAAAGGUCGCGACUCCAAAAGUGGUGGAUAAAAUCGCUGAAUACAAGCGACAGAAUCCCACCAUGUUUGCGUGGGAGAUCAGAGACAGGCUGUUAACGGAAGGCGUCUGCGACAAUGACACUGUCCCGAGUGUUUCAUCCAUUAACAGGAUUAUUAGAACCAAAGUCCAGCAGCCUUUUCUCCCUUCUGCUGAUGGAACAGGAAGUCCACUGUCCAUACCUGGCCACACUACAGUGCUAAACUCCGCCUCGCCCCCAGCAUCCACUGCUUCGCCUGAUCCUGUGGGGUCUUACUCCAUCAACGGUAUUCUGGGUAUUCCUCGGUCCAUUGGAGAAAAGAGGAAAGGGAAUGAUGAUGGCUCAGGUGGUUCCGGCCCACACAGUGGCUCUCGGGGUAGUGUGGAGAGCUUACGGAAGCACCUGAGAGCUGACGCCUUCACACAGCAGCAGCUGGAUGCUCUGGACCGGGUCUUUCAACGGCCGUCUUUCACAGACGUCUUCCCGAUGGCCGAGCGCGUCAAGCCAGAGCAGGGUAAUGAAUUCUCCUUACCAGCGCUGACUCCAGGCUUGCAUGAGGUGAAGCCCAAUUUGUCCCCCAGCCACAGCUCAGACCUGGUCCCCAGCGUGACACAGAGCUUUCCUGGGGGGACAGGUCGCGACGUGGGCACCACGCUCCCAGGGUACCCCCCACACGUCCCCCCCACAGGGCAGGGCUACUCCACCCCAGCACUAGCCGGAAUGGUUCCUGGGAGCGAGUUUUCAGGGAGCCCGUACUCUCACCCACCGUAUGCGACCUACAACGAAGCCUGGAGAUUCAGCAACCCAGCUCUACUGAGUUCCCCUUAUUAUUAUAGCUCCUCAUCAAGGGGAUCCCCACCAACCACUGCUGCUGCCGUCUACGACCGCCGCUAGUUACUUUGGAAACCGAAUCAAACCACAGGACAAUCUCAGCAGACUCCAUAUUGUUGCAGUGUAAAUGGCACUAAGAUCAAAAGGAUGGAAGAUGGCUCAAAAAUAUUCUAUUUCACAGAGUAUGGACUGGACUGCCGGACACAACUACUCCAACUCCAGAAACAACAAAAACUAUUCAGCCCUCCUGACUUAGUGUCAUGUCUUAACUUCAACUUUCAAGAUUGAGAUUAUAUGAAUAUAUGUAUAAAAAACAUAUCCUCACAGCCUCACCUUUUGACCUGAUGUUUAUCUUCUUCAUGAAUCAUUACCGCUACAUUACAGUACAGUGUUGUACAUUACAAUACAUUACAUUACAGUAUAUUAAAAUGUUCCAUUGCAAGGCAGUACAGGACAUUACAGUACAGCUAACAUUGCACUACAAUACAGUAAACUGUUACAUUACAUGCAGUUCAGUACAUUACAGUCAAAUGUACAUUGCAUUACUUUGCACUACUUUACAGUAAAUUGCAUUGCAGUACAGUAAACUGCUAUAUUACAUUAUAGUAUGCUACAUUACAUUACACAGCUUUAUGGUACAUUACGUACACACUGAGAGCCCAUUUCUCCUGAAAGCUGCCUUAUAUACCAUGAUCAGGUGUAGGACUGAAUUCAGAAGGAAGCCCAAGUCCUCCCAUUGACAUGGUUUUCACUGCUACAUUUAUAAUUAAAUUAAUUAGCCUUGUCAUGGCUGCUGUCACUGCAAUUUUCAAAAAAUUAUUACAGAUGUGCCCAAGGUUGGUAUGGAUGGUAUUUGGAUGAGGUUUGGAGACAAGGUCCAAAGUAGCCCCCAAUGCACUACGGCUCAAGCUUGAUACUUGGCCCAUGACUUUGCUUGCAGCUAUAUUUAUGUAUUUUAUUAUUAUUAUUAUUAUUAUUAUUAUUAUUAUCUGUGUUUGUAUUUACACUCUUUCUGUCGGCUGGACAUUGCAUGAGUACAAACUUACAGUGUACAGUACAGUCUAACACUUUUUUUUUUUUAGAGGCUUUUGAUCUGAAUACCUUAAUGUCGCUGCUGUUAAAGGCUGAAAUAUCUUACUCCUGCAUUAGUUGCAUCACACAGUAAUUUGGAUCUCCCGCAUAAAAAUAUAUGAAUAUAGAAGAGUACAGGUCUCAUCUGAUAAAGCAGAUCAUUGUAAUUACAGAUUAAGUUUAUUACAAAAAAAAAGAUAAUACAAGUGUCUCCAAUUGAAA